This is a messenger RNA of Gallus gallus (chicken), 4706 nucleotides long. RefSeq names its product alpha-2-macroglobulin-like 2 (gene A2ML2). The record is from RefSeq and is a predicted model, not a curated record. The coding region runs from base 238 to 4488 and encodes 1416 amino acids. Gene Ontology annotation, cellular component: extracellular region. The transcript is spliced from 37 exons. Gene Ontology annotation, molecular function: endopeptidase inhibitor activity. Lineage: Eukaryota; Metazoa; Chordata; Aves; Galliformes; Phasianidae.
GGCAGGAGAAGAAUGCUAUGCCACAGAAGAGUGAUUCUCCACAUAGCUGAUUGCUGAUCAAAUCCCUCAAUGGAAAUGUGAGCCUUUCCUCUGUUCCUCUUUCACCUCUGCUUCUGCUGAUUUCUUUCUUCCCUCUCCCUCUUGUCCAGAGCUGAAGAAUUAUGCAACUCUUGCCCUGACAGGAUCCAUCUCUCUCUCUCUUGGUUUGAAACCAAGGUGGAAAUCACACUUCAGUACAUGGUGGUGUUCCCUGCUGUCAUUCACCGUUUCCAAGAGGAGAAGCUCUGUAUUCACCUCAGCUCUGUGACUGAGGCUGUCCACCUGACUGUCACCUUGGAGGUGGAAACCCAGAAUGAAACACUGGUGGAAAAGGAUAUGGAGAAGCCGAGCACUUUUGAGUGCAUCAGUUUCAAGGUGCCAAAGUUAAAUUCCUUGGAAACAGAUGCUUCAGCUACACAAUCAGAAGAGGUGGUUUUUCUUCAUGUCCUGAUACGCAGCAGUGACAGUGUGCUCUUUGAGGGUUACAAGAAGGUUUUGGUCAAGCCCCAGGAAAGCAUAAUUCUGAUAGAGACAGACAAGGCCUUCUACAAACCUGGAGAAACAGUGAAAUUUCGAAUCGUGAGCCUUGAUGAUGACCUUAUGGUCAUUAAAAAAGAGUAUCUCCAGAUAUGGUUGCAGGAUCCUGAAUAUAACCGCAUUGCUGAAUGGCUAAAUGUAAAGUCAAGACAUGGCAUUGUGGAUCUAUCCUUCCCCCUGGCCUCUGAAGCAGCCCUUGGGAAAUAUAUCAUCUCAGUGCAAGACAUGGCUCAAAAAACAUUCAGUGUUAAAGAAUAUGAGUUGAUAAAGUUUGAAUUAAAGUUUGAGCACCCUCCCUUCAUCAGUACAGAGGAUGAGGAAUUUCAGCUGAAGUUAUGUGGCAAGUAUACCUAUGGAAAGCCUGUUCAAGGGAAAAUAGAUAUUACUUUUAUCACAUCGUUACAGUGUGAAAUGAAUGAUUUCUCAAAUUCUUCUGAGAUGGGGAAGCAACAGAGCUGGACAGACAAGAAUGGCUGUGCUAAAUUUACAGUAAAGACAAAGGCUCUGGAAUUAAAUGAAUCUGACAGCUGCAUAAUUGUGAUAGGAGAAAUGGAGGAAAUUGGAACAGGAGCACAGACUAAGGAUUUUUCUAGAAUUUCUAUUGUGACAAGAAUGAAAUCUAUAGAGUUUAUCAAUCUCCAUCCAUUCUAUAAGCGUGGACUACCAUACACAGGGCAGAUGUUCUGCCACAGUGAUGACUCUCCCCUCCAAAAUGAAAUUGUCUACCUAAUAAUUGAUGUAAAUGAUGAGAAGAUACACCUGUCAUUCCUCACAGAUGAGGAAGGGAAAGUCCACUUCUCACUGAAUACCACCAGCUGGAACAGCUCACUGGUUUCAUUGACGGGCACCUACUUCCUUGAAAAUGGCACCAAGGACAAUUAUGGGCAGAAUGCAGGGAUUGAGAAGAGCUUCCACUGGCUGAAACCUUUCUACUCUGAGAGCAACAGUUUCCUUGAGAUCAAGGCCAGGAAUGAUGUGAUGCCCUGUGAUCAAGAGCAGAAAGUGCAAGUGGACUAUAUCCUUAACCAGAAUAAACUCAGCUCUGGAACAGACCACAUGGAUUUCUACUAUAUGGUGAUAGCCAAAGGCAGGAUCCUUUUCAGUGGAAAGAAGCAAGUGCCAAUCCCCCAGCAUGAGAAUCUGCAUGGCUCCUUCUCAUUAACUCUAACUAUUGGCAAUGACUUCCUGCCUGACAUCAAGCUUCUAGUGUACACAGUCUUCUUGGAUGGACAAGUGGUGGCUGAUGUGGAAGAGUUUCAAGUAGCGAAGUGCUUUAGACACAAGGUGGAAUUGGACUUCUCAAGCAAGCAGGAAGUCCCAGGGUCAAAAGUCAGUCUGAACCUCAAAGCUGCUCCAGGAUCCCUCUGCUCUGUCCAAUCUGUUGACAAAAGUGUCCUCCUGAUGGAGAACAAUACCCUAACAGCAGACACAUUGUAUAAGAAGUUCUUUGAUGAUGACAGUUUUACAAUUGGAGGACGAGGGUUCCCUUAUCACCUGGAAGACUUUGAUGCAUACCCUUGUCUGCCCCAGCAAUCCAGUGUCAUUAAAAAGAUUCAGAUGGGAGCACCAUGGUACCAAAGUGAUGCUGAUGUUUUUAAUUUGUUUAAGUCAUUGCGCAUGAAAAUAUUAACCAAUACUAAAAUCAAGAAACCAGUUUCCUGUAUGCAACAAAACUUUGAGAGAAAGAUGUUGCCUAACAAAAACAGUGUUAUGGACAGUCAUGUUGUUCAUGACAAUCUUGUACCUCAGUCAGACGACACAAAGAAGCCCAAAGCACGGACAUAUUUCCCAGAAACUUGGAUUUGGGAUUUGGUCCCUAUCAGUGAUGAAGGUCAAGCAUCUCUCCAAGUUACUGUACCUGACACUAUUACAGAAUGGAAUGCCAAUACCUUCUGUGUUGCUGAUACUGGCUUUGGGCUUUCUCAUUUAGCAACACUUAGAGUCUUCCAGCCUUUCUUUGUAGACCUGUCACUGCCAUACUCUGUGAUCCAAGGAGAGAUUUUCAGCCUGAAAGCCACCAUCUUCAACUACCUCAAGGACUGUAUCCAAGUGCACACCACCCUCAUAGAGACUCCAGAACUAAAGGUGGAUGCCUGUCCAGGCUGCCAGUUCACCAGCUGCCUCUGUGCCAAUGAAGCAAAAAUCUUUGCAUGGAAUGUGACAGCCACUAGACUGGGCAAAGUGAAUGUUACUGUGAGCAGUGUGGCAGAAGAUUCGCAUAAUCUGUGUGAUAACAGGGUUGCUGUGACACCAUUGCAAGGAAAGAUGGACACAGUGAUAAAACCUUUGCUUGUGAAGCCAGGAGGCAUACUACAAGAGAAGACCCAAAACGCCUUUCUCUGUGCUACAGAUAACACAGUCUCUGAAGAAUUCUCCCUGACCCUGCCUGCAGAAACGCUGGAGGGAUCUGGUCGAGCCACUUUCUCUGUGAUUGGGGAUAUCAUGGGCCCAGCACUUCAAAAUUUAGAUCAGCUGCUUCAGAUGCCUUUUGGCUGUGGUGAACAGAAUAUGGUUCAGUUUGCACCAAACAUCUUCGUACUCCAGUACUUGAAGAAGACUAAACAAUUGGAUCCAGAAAUUGAAGUUAUAGCACUCUAUUUCCUGAGAACUGGUUACCAGCGUCAGCUGCUCUACAAACAUGAUGAUGGCUCCUACAGUGCCUUUGGGAAGUCUGACGCCCAGGGCAACACAUGGCUGACAGCUUUUGUGGCCAGGUCCUUUGGGCAGGCCAGCUCUUACAUUUACAUCAAUAAAGAUCACGUACAGGAUGCUGUGCUCUGGCUGCAGAAGCAUCAGUUAUCCAAUGGUUGCUUCCAGAGUGUGGGGAAGCUCUUCAAUAAUGACUUGAAGGGUGGUGUGGAUGAUACAAUCUCAUUAACAGCCUAUGUCGCUGCUGCCCUUCUUGAGCUCCAAUUGGAGAAAAAUGAUACAAUGCUGGAUAACGCCUUACGUUGUCUUAAGAAUGUUACAUUUGAUGAGACCAGCCUUUAUGUCAAGGCCUUGAUGGCUUACGUAUUCACACUGACGGAGGAUGUGGAGAUGAGACAGGAGCUCCUGGAUAAGUUAGAGAAAGAAACUGCAGAGCAUCUGACAUCAGAUUCCAGUAGUGAAGAAUCUUCUUCUAUGAUUGAGAUAGUAGCCUAUAUCCUUCUGGCUCAUGUUUCCAAACCAGACUUUGCUGUCAAUGACAGUGCAGUCAGCAAGCUUGUGCACUGGCUCAGUAAACAAAGAAAUGCUCUCGGGGGAUUUGCUUCCACACAGGAUACAGUCGUUAGCCUGCAGGCCCUGGCUCAGUAUGCAGCCCUGAUUCCUCAUGAGGUCAGAGAUGUGAAGGUGACAGUGAAAGGCAAAGAGGCUUCUCUGCUAGAGUUCCAUGUGCACAAAAAUAAUAAGCUAGUCUUGCAUCAAGCAUCUCUCCUUGAAGUCCCAGGGAUGUACACAGUAGAGGCAACUGGCAGUGGCUGUGUCUACAUACAGAGCACUCUCUACUAUAACAUCCCGCCACCAAAAACUCAAGUUGUCUUCCUCCUGGAUGUGGAAACAGUAACACGAGAAUGUGACGGUGUCAGGAAACAGUUUGAUAUCCACAUAUCUGUUAGUUACACUGGGGACCGUGAAACCAGUAAUAUGGCCCUGGUGGAGGUGGAUAUGCUGUCAGGGUUCAUUCCUACAAAAAGGUCUGUGAAAGAGUUGGAGAAUGUAUUCUUGGUGAAAAAAGCAGAGAUAAAACCAGACAAAGUCACAAUCUACUUGGAAGAGCUGGAUAAGACUUCUCUGAAUCUUAACAUAUCAGUGGAGCAAGAUAAUGAAGUACAGAUCCUGAAACCAGCCACAGUGCAUGUCUAUGACUACUAUAAACCAGAUGACCGUACAGCAAGAGAAUACAAUUCCCCUUGCAGUUCAGAUGUCUAGAUGAAAGAUUCCGACAAGAACACCAUGGUUCUGGAACCAGUAAUCUGAGUUUUCUGCUUUCAUAAGGAAAACACCAUUACUCUGGCUCUCCUGCUGUACAAACUUCUGCUUUGUUGGAUGCACCCUCUUUCAUUUGAUGCCCUUAUUUUCUAUGUGAUACCUGACUUGAUAUGCAGUACUUUGAGUUCAAGUGAAAUAAACUAUGUGAAACCUGAAAA